AAACGUCAAGUACGAACGAAGUUUGAGUUUCCCGCGCCCGCAGUCGGAUGGAAAUGGAUUUUUGUUCCAUGAAUUUUCCUGAAUAAUAUUCGCAGGAUUUCAAACAAGAUAGUAGUGAAGUGUUAUAAGGACGUAACCCGGCCGUGUCACCAUGCCGGAGUACCAGAUCAACGGCAUCACGGUCAACUUCCCGUUCGAACCGUACCAAGUGCAGCGGGAUUACAUGUCCAGGGUGAUCGAAUGCCUGCAGAAUAGCACCAACGGUGUCCUGGAAUCGCCCACCGGGACGGGAAAGACGCUCAGCUUGUUAUGCUCUUCGCUGGCCUGGGUGCUGCACAAGAAGGCCCAGGUCCAGGCCAACAUGCGAACAAAUAUUACCGAUCUGAAGGAGUUCGAAAUGGUGCAGCGUAAAAAGCUUGGUGGGGAUGGCGGAUCUGGAAUGGAGGAACUGUUGGACAAACUGCACGACGGGUGUGGCCCCGAGGGAGCAAAGUGGGGCGUUCCGAAGAUUGUUUAUGCCUCGCGGACACAUUCACAGUUGACGCAAGUCAUGCAGGAGAUGAAGAACACCAGCUACAGUUUUAUGAAGGGGGUCAUUUUGGGAUCCCGGGAUCAGCUGUGCAUCCAUCCGGAGGUAUCCAAGGAGGAGGGGAAUUCCACGAAAACCAAUCUGUGCAAAGCUAAGGUCCAAUCGAGGACGUGUUCGUUCUACAGCCGGGUGGAAAGCUGCAAGGAGCGCCCGGAAGUUGUGUCCAACGUGAUCAUGGACAUUGAGGAUCUGGUGAAGGUGGGCACAAAGGUGCGCGCUUGUCCCUUCUUCCUGUCUAAGGAGUUGAUCGAGAGCGCGGACAUACUCUUCAUGCCGUACAAUUACCUGCUGGAUCCCAAGGCCCGUAAAGCCAACAAUCUGGAGAUCUCGAACACGAUCAUCAUCCUGGACGAGGCGCACAAUGUGGAAAAAAUGUGCGAGGAAUCGGCCUCGAUGCAGAUCCGCUCGACGGACAUUGCCCUGUGCAUCGACGACGUUACGUCGAUCAUGAAGGUGAUGGACCAUUCGGUGGCCAUCCCGGAGGAUGACGAGACGAAGAAGGACUUUACCAUUGACGAUUUGGCGCUGCUGAAGGAGAUGCUGCUGCAGUUGGAGAAAACGGUGGACAGCAUUCCGGUGAUGUUUUCUCAAGGGGGGAACACCUUUCCCGGGACGUACAUUUUCGAGAUAUUCGAGAAAGCAAACAUCAAGGAAGGCAACUACCACAUCAUAGCGCAACUGCUGGAGAACAUCAUCCAGUACAUUGCGACCAUCACGGAGAAGAACAACUUCGUGCGACGUGGCGGCGGGUUGCUGAUUCUGGCGGAAGCGCUGUCCAUAAUCUUCGCCGGCAGUGGCCCGGAGUACCGGGCGUCGAUCGACAAGUGCUACAAGGUACACAUCGAGAUCGAGGAGCAGAAGAAAACCAGGGGGAACGUGAAGCAGGCAGAUGGGUGGACGGCAACGAAGCAACUGGUUCCCUCGGUGAAGGCCAACGCCAAAGUGGUCAGUUUCUGGUGUUUCAAUCCGGGAUUCGGGAUGAGGCAACUGUUGGGUCGGAAUGCUAGAAGUAUUAUCUUGACGAGUGGUACUUUGGCCCCUCUUAAGCCGUUGAUUAGUGAGUUGGACAUUCCGAUAGCGGUAAGAUUGGAGAAUCCGCAUAUCAUCGAUGGAAGUCAGGUGUGCGUCAAGAUUGUGGGACAGGGCCCGGAUAAGGAGAGCUUGAAUUCCAGCUAUGGCAAUCGGGAUAAUCCAAAGUACAUUUCCAGCUUGGGUCGAACGAUUCUGUCAUUUUGUCCGAUUAUUCCAGGAGGAUUGCUGGUGUUUUUUCCUUCGUAUCCGCUUUUGAACAAAUGUCAGGAAGCUUGGCAAGAGACGGGUAUUUGGGCUCAGAUAAGCCGGACGAAGCCAAUAUUUGUGGAACCUCGGGGGAAGGACCAGUUUCUGAACACGAUGUCCGAGUACUACCAGAGGAUAAACGACCCGGACGGUAAGGGAGCCGUGUUCAUGGCCGUGUGUCGCGGAAAAGUAUCCGAAGGGUUGGACUUUGCGGAUAUGAAUGGUCGUGCCGUGAUCAUCACCGGUUUGCCCUUUCCGCCACUGAAAGACGCUCGGGUGAUAUUGAAGAAGAAAUAUCUUCAAGAGGUGCGGACCAGAGAAAAUGAAAUCAUUUCCGGCGAUGAAUGGUACUCUUUGGAAGCAGCUCGAGCAGUGAACCAAGCUAUCGGUCGAGUCAUCCGCCAUAAAAACGACUACGGUGCGAUUCUACUAUGCGACAACCGGUUCCAUAACCACCGCCAAAAGUCCCAGCUCUCGUCCUGGAUUCAGAAGCAUCUGAACACUAAUCAGCACCAGAACUUUGGUCCCAUCAUUGGUGAACUCUCUCGAUUCUUCCGAAACGCCGAGAAAAUCCUCCCUCAGUCGAAGCUUUCGCGCAAUAUCGUAACUCUCGUACAAGAACCCACGCCCCUCAUCGAGGGCAACAUUCCAGGUGCCCUCAUAGUCAAUCGGGACACCAAACGGAAACUCGACGACAUCCGUAACAAUUUCGUCCAAAUCGAAAACUCCAAUCAAGUGACCAGCACCUUCAGAAUUUCCGACUACGAACAGGCCCCCUCACAAAGCGCCUCGAACGAACCGAAAAACUUCCUCAGCAGACUGAAUACCCAAGUCCACUCUAUCGAUUUCAACGACAUGACCACGUACUCCAUGCCCAGUUCAUCCCAAGGUGCCCUUGUGGGCAUUCACAAGCGGGAACGAUCCACUGGAUCCGACAACUCCAUCUUCAGCCAAACCCAGACUGCCACCCAGAAGAAACGCAAGGUGGUCCUAAUCCCGCAGCAAGUGAUCAACCUGACCAGCGAUGACGAGGAUCCCGGAAGAAUUGGGGACGAUCCCACCCGGCAGGCCCCCGAGGAUCGCGUCGAAUUGAUCAAGGUCAUCAAAACGUCCAUUCCACUGGCCAAGUACCAGGCGUUCCUCAGUACACUGACCAACUACAACAAGGACCGGAACUUUGACCGAUUGAUGGAAGGGUUGCUGGUGGCUUUCGAUCGGCCGGAGCUGUAUUACCUACUGAGAGCCAUGCGGCGAUUCGUCAAGGGUGAUCAUGAAGCGAGGUUCGACGCAAAAAUUAAAGAGGUUUGCGGCAGAUGAUGGUAGUGUCGGAUCACGCACCUGGCCGUGGAUUAAAAAAAACGACGUUAUUGUGAUAUUGACUGUUAACUGGAAAAGCCACACAGUUCUUCGUUGCACGAAGAAACUGCCAAUGUGCUGUUAUUUGAAGUGAUGGAUUAGUAUAAAUAAAGUCAAGCGACUGACAUACUGUUAAGUUUUGUAA
Messenger RNA from Aedes aegypti (yellow fever mosquito), 3368 nucleotides. It is a transcript of the gene Rtel1, whose product is annotated as regulator of telomere elongation helicase 1 homolog. Gene Ontology annotation, cellular component: nucleus. The coding region runs from base 152 to 3184 and encodes 1010 amino acids. Gene Ontology annotation, molecular function: ATP binding; hydrolase activity, acting on acid anhydrides, in phosphorus-containing anhydrides; DNA polymerase binding. Gene Ontology annotation, biological process: DNA replication; negative regulation of DNA recombination; regulation of double-strand break repair via homologous recombination. The transcript is spliced from 3 exons. The record is from RefSeq and is a predicted model, not a curated record. NCBI's taxonomy places the organism in Eukaryota, Metazoa, Arthropoda, Insecta, Diptera, Culicidae.